GUGAGGAUUGAUGUGGUGGGAGGCUUUGCUAUGCAGAAAGUUUCUACUAACCGAAGCUACUUCCGCAGUAUUGCCAACAUGGAUAUCAAAUUGGAUUUUGUCCCUCCAGCAUUAAUCAAUUUUUUUUCAAGGCAGCUCAUUGGUAGUGGAUUCAAGCUUUAUAAGAAGGAAGUGGCUUCUGUUUCCAUUGGUGAUGAAGACUUUAGCAAGGCUUUAAAGGGUCUGCAGUACAACCGAAUCCGUGAGGCUCUUUAUUCAGAUAGUAAAUCUAAUGGGGAUUUUGAAGUGCAAGACCAGGACAAAAACAAUGAUUCACAAACAAAUUAAAUGUAACGAAUGAACAUGAAGUCCAGUGCGAGAAGAUUUGUGGUGAGAUCGAGGAAAAUAAUGAGGAAGACAAUGGAGAAGCAAGGGCUGUUAAUAAGUGCUAUCAGAAACAAGAUUCCCCUAGGAAGAAUCAAAUCAUAGAGGAAGUCUCCAUCUCUGAAAUCAAGAAAGUGGGCAUUAGCCCCGAGGUUCAGCAAGCCCUAGCAACAUUAGAAAAGGCCAUUUCUUUCAUUCGUAACUCAAAUACUAUCAGAUCUACAAUACAAGCUAACAUAGAAAACUCACAAGGUAGUGAUGAAACAAAAGAUUCAAAGUUUUCUAGAAAGGAAUCCACAGAAAUUACUGCUUCACCUGAACAUAGGAUCAACUCCGGCAAUCAUAUUUCCAGGCAUACAGGUUCCAUUUCGCCCCCAAGGGAAACUAACCAUAAUAAGAUAGCACCAGUCUCAUCACCAAGUGCAUAUAUUGCCAAUUCUAGUGAGCUUCAUUGUGCUGAUUCACAUUCCUUGGGAGAUCAGAAAGUAGCUGGAAUGCCUCUACAGAACAUAAUAAUGGAGGAUAAUAACCUGAACUCUACUAAUGUAAAUUCCAUCACCAAAGAAGAUAUGUCUGGUAGAAGGAAAUCUAGAGAGCAGAGAUACUGCUGCUGUACUUUACUUUCUAUAAAGCAGAUUUCAACUUAAGAGAUUAGAAAUUCUGUUUUUUUAAUAACAAUAAAAUCUUUCAUGGGCAAAAUGCAUGUAAGAUGUAUCUAUUCUGAGCGUUGUAGGAAUGUGGCAGGCAGGUCCUAGACAGAAACCCUGGAACCUGUGAGCAGGCUGUCCAAUACGGAGAAUCCUUCGGCCCUUGACUUUGUCGGAGCCUUAUGUAAUUGGUUUUGAAUUGUGUGAUACUAUUGAUGAAGUUAAAGCCUCUAUGUAUACUAGUCACAGACUAAAUA
Messenger RNA from Cuscuta epithymum, 1267 nucleotides. The record is from the annotation of a GenBank genome assembly. Lineage: Eukaryota; Viridiplantae; Streptophyta; Magnoliopsida; Solanales; Convolvulaceae.